Gossypium raimondii (Peruvian cotton) is the source of this 2346-nucleotide messenger RNA. RefSeq names its product amino acid transporter AVT1A. The record is from RefSeq and is a predicted model, not a curated record. Gene Ontology annotation, cellular component: plasma membrane. The transcript has 13 exons. The coding region runs from base 270 to 1898 and encodes 542 amino acids. Lineage: Eukaryota; Viridiplantae; Streptophyta; Magnoliopsida; Malvales; Malvaceae.
CGUCACUCAUGCCUUCUGGAUUUUACGCGAAAACCUUCGUACCGAUCCUUAUUUCUCUCCAUUGAUACUUUCAUUCUGAACUCUUAACUAGACUUUACAGCCAUCCAUUCACCCUGAAAUCCUGCAUUUUUAUUUCUUAAAGUAAACGAUCAAAACAACCCUCCCACUGGAACCCCAUCUUCAUUCCCAUUGAUUUUUUUCCUCUUUCUGUUUCUCACUCUUGAUUCAGCACUCAUAUCCCGAAUAUUGUCUUCUGUUAUUAAUCAUUUAUGGCUGACGAGGUUAAGGAGAGGCAUAAUGAAGAGUUCGUCCUGGAAAGUGAUGUUGACGAUAAUGAGGACGACCUUGAAGAGAGCAAGGCAGGGGACGGCAGCAGCAGCAGCAGCAACUACAAUAGUGAUGAUGACGGUGAGGGAGGCCGGGGAGGUCCUUCCACCACUUUCACUUCACAGCAAUGGCCUCAGAGCUUCAAAGAGACAAUGGAUCCUUAUACAAUCACAGCAUCACCAAGCUUUGGACUUAUUGGGGGAAUUUCAAAUUUUAGACAUUUUAGUUUUAGCAGUCAGAAAAGUAAUUUGGACCUGGAUGGAAAGCUUCCUCUUCUGCCUGAAAAUCGAAAGAGUUAUUCUAAGGAGUUUUUAGAUAGCAUCUCAGGAGCACAGUCAACUUGGUCACAGAAGCAUUCAUUUGCUAAGCAACUUACUGGAGAAUUUCCCAUAGCUUACGGAUGUAGCGUGACCCAAACAGUCUUUAAUGCAAUAAAUGUAAUGGUUGGAGUUGGGCUUCUAUCAACACCUCAUACAAUAGCACAAGGAGGCUGGGCAAGCUUGUUGGUCCUAAUCUUUUUUGCAGUUGUAUGUUGCUAUACGGCCAUACUCAUGAAAUACUGCUUUGAAAGCAGAGAAGGAAUUAUAUCUUACCCUGAUAUGGGUGAAGCUGCCUUUGGACGUUUUGGACGCCUUUUUGUAUCUAUUGUUCUCUAUACAGAAUUAUAUUCAUAUUGUGUGGAAUUUAUUAUCAUGGAAGGUGAUAAUCUUACAAGGCUAUUUCCUGGAGUUUCUUUGGACUGGCCUUUUUUAAAUCUGGAUUCAAUGCAUCUCUUUGCAAUUGUAACUGCCUUGGUGGUUCUACCCACUGUCUGGUUAAAAGAUAUCCGUCUGAUUUCAUAUCUUUCAGCUGGUGGGGUUGUUGCAACAUUGGUGAUAGUUCUGUGUCUGCUAUACCUUGGUGCAGCAGGUGGUGUUGGCUUCCAUCAUACUGGUAAAGCUGUUAAUUGGAGUGGCAUUCCCGUUGUAAUUGGUGUAUAUGGAUUUUGUCAUUCGGGACACUCUGUGUUUCCUAAUAUCUAUCAAUCAAUGGCUGAUAAAUCACAAUUUAAGAAAGCAAUGCAAAUAUGUUUUUUUCUGUGUAUAGUAUUGUAUGGGGGUGUUGCAGCAAUGGGUUACCUCGAGUUUGGUCAAAGCACAUUGUCUCAAAUAACUUUGAAUAUGCCACCACAAGCUUUUGUUUCCAAAAUUGCGUUGUGGACGACAGUUAUCAAUCCACUCACAAAAUAUGCAUUGUUGUUGAUCCCCUUGGCGAGGAGUAUAGAGGAACUGCUACCAGAUCAUGUUGUAGAUAGUUUAUGGUGUUUCUUUCUUCUUAGAGCGCUACUUGUCUUUUCUACCGUUGGCGUUGCAUUUGUCAUGCCUUUCUUUGGUCUUCUGAUGGCUUUAAUUGGUUCUGUUCUAAGCUUCAUGGUGGCUAUAAUAAUGCCAGCACUGUGUUUCAUAAAGAUUGUCGGGAGAAAAGCUUCAAGGACAGAUAUUGUUUUGAGUUCAACAGCAGCUGUAAUCGCCAUCAUCUGUGCUAUUUUUGGGACAUAUUCUGCAUUGCAAGGGAUUGCGAGCAAUUACUAAUACCUAGAGAAUAGCUUCCUGCUGGUUUCCGAUAUGUAGAUUGUCAUCAUGGGGUUGCUCAUUCUUUCUGCAUCUACGACUUUCUGCUGGGAAAAUGGAUCUUUCAGUAGCUAGCUGCCUGGAUAAAUUUAGUUCCAGAUACAUUAUCGUAAGGCAUUACAGAAUAUUAGGAUUAAGACAUGCUCAUGCUCAUGCUCAUGCUCAUGUUACAGUGUUAUUGCUUUGAUGUUCCCCUCUUAUUCUAUCAUAUUUUAUUUUAGUUUUAAGGCCUUAAGAGUUCCUGAAUGGUCCAGAAAAACAAAAAAAGAGAAAAAGGGCCUUGGUGCCCCUGGGUUGAACUUGAUCCAACUGUUGACUGCCAAAGCCAGCAUUUGGAUCUGAUCAUUAUAUAAAAACUUCGUCUUUCAGUUUUAUCAGUCAAUGAGACAAAGAUGUCAAUUUCACUUUA